AUGCCGCCCGCGCCCGAGGGGGAGUGCGAGACGUACAUGAGCAACGGCGAGUCGCUCCAGAGCAGAGUGCACCAGUGGCUCCAGCUGAAGCGGAGGGGUAUCAGCAUCAACGACCAGAUCAGCGGCACCAAGGGUUUCCGCAACCCCGACUUUCUGCAGUCGGCUCUGGAGCACUUCAAGGUGGAGGAACGCGGCACGAUGAUCUCGCCCGACGUCUUCGACCCGAGCGAUUACCCCGCCGAGGACUACUACGACGAGCUGGCCAGCGCGCAAAGACGAGAGAACGAGAGGCGGGAG
This is a messenger RNA of Micromonas commoda, 297 nucleotides long. RefSeq lists its product with no specific name. The transcript has a single exon. The record is from RefSeq and is a predicted model, not a curated record. Gene Ontology annotation, cellular component: nucleus. The annotation marks the transcript as partial. Lineage: Eukaryota; Viridiplantae; Chlorophyta; Mamiellophyceae; Mamiellales; Mamiellaceae. Gene Ontology annotation, biological process: regulation of DNA-templated transcription.